AAACCAAAAAUGAUGAAGCAGGCGUUGAUAGUAGCCGUGGUUCUCCUGGGCGUCGCGAGCGGCUCGUGGGCGGAGGAGACGGUGCGUUCGACCGACAAUGCCUUGUAUGAGGGCGCCCUUGAACUUGCCAGAGCCUCCACCGUUUACAGCUACAACUUCAAGAAUCUUGUUAUUUAUAUGAUCAUUGCGUUCGUGCUCAUGGUGGGUCUCACGGGCAUCAGAACCGGCCUGGGCUUCAUCGGGCGCAGCGCAGAGGAGUCGUUCUUCGACAAAAGCGACUUGCUUUACCUCACCACGUACUUGGUGAGCGACGGCAUCGAGCGCUACGACUGUCUCAACCGCCUGGCCUGCUUGGAUGACCGGAAAGCCGAGCGGUUACUUACCACUUCCAAAAUGAUGAUCAACGGUGCCAAGUACCUGCAGCCGAUAUUCGGAUACUCGCUGGAAAAGUACGAAACGAUCUCAGACGGAGUUUUCGACGCCAUCUUGUUCCGCCAAGAGGGAGGUUCGUGUGACAGCCGAUACACGUGCCCCGCCAUGCCCAGCUUGUAAAACGACCUCGCCCUCACUCCUAGACACCAGUUCCUCCUCAUUCGAACUUGGACAAGCUAUCUCCACGUCGGUUGGAAGCCCUAGGUCGCGCAGGGAGCGACGGAUAUACCUUCUCACGUAGCUGAGAUAUACUGUAGGUUUAGGACAUUUCCUUCGUUUUCUCUUGCACACUGGAUUACGUAGCGUUAUUUCCACGUGUCACGCCUUCAUGCACGUUUGUGGCCAGUCUUUCUCCCAGUUUUGAAUAUCUUCGUGUUUCAAAACUGUUAAACUUAAGUGCUCGUUCUAACGAUUAUCACCAAUGCAACCGCUUUCCCAUUUCCUCUUCGUGUGAGAUUUCCCAUUGCAUCCAUUCAGCCGUUUGCUCAGAUGUACAAAGUGUCUUUCUCUCCUGGUGUAAGAGACCUUCACUUACACUGAGUCUUAUGAUUAUUUAUGUUUGUAUCGUUGUUAUACUCUUGUACUAAUGCACAUGGUCGCUGGAUCGCCUGUGGUGCAUUGGCAAGUCCUAAGCAUUACGCAAUACCUCUUCUCAUGCCAGUAAUUCAUAUGUUCUAUGAGGAUCGAAUCUUCUUUGUUGUUGUCACUUUAUCAUUUUAUACAAGUGUACAUAUUUGUUAUAUUUAUUUAUCAACUUGAACAAA
Penaeus vannamei (Pacific white shrimp) is the source of this 1196-nucleotide messenger RNA. Lineage: Eukaryota; Metazoa; Arthropoda; Malacostraca; Decapoda; Penaeidae. The record is from RefSeq and is a predicted model, not a curated record.